Molecule: messenger RNA, 357 nt
Organism: Durusdinium trenchii
Lineage: Eukaryota; Dinophyceae; Suessiales; Symbiodiniaceae
Source: the annotation of a GenBank genome assembly
AUGGAAUCAACGGAUUCAGAGCAUUGGCUCAGAGGGUGCUAUGGAUGUUUUGGCGGUUUUAUCGGCGGUUUUACGGCGGUGCCAACGGGAGCGUCGACCGACCGGCGUGCCUUUUUGGCCGCUGGUUUCCUCGAUGCCAAGCAGUCAGGGCGUGCGGACGAUCUGCAUGCGGACGAAGGUGAGGGACGCUCGAAAAGGGCUUGCUCGCUGGCUUUUUGGGCUUUUCGAGCUUGCGGGGUGACUGGAAUCACCUACGACGAUCGUGGAACUGCGUUGGCUCAAUCUCUUAGAGAGACUCUCUCGAUGAGCUAUGGCUGCAUGGUAUGGAAGUGCAAAGGAAGUGACCAGCUCGUCUGA